GAGGAGCAUUGAGAAGUUUGGGGACAACGCCGAGAUGAAAAUGAAAAUAAAAAAUAGCUCAAGGUCCAGUUGACUUGACGGUAACUGAAGCCGCUCUGAAAUCAGAGCUAGCUGUUUCAAACGGUCUUUUCUUCCGUUUUUAUCUCUCCGGCGAUACGCGUUUCGUUUUUCUUUAUUACUUCUUCCGACUGACGUCUUGACGCCGUCAAAUCUCUUUCUCCUCCCGAUCUUUUUUUUUUCUCCUCCUCCGGGAGAAAAUCUAGGUCCCAACGAUGUCAUUAAAAAUCUAGAAAUUUCUAAAAAUUCAUAUACAUCUAUCUAUACUUGUGUAAAAUCACACACACACACACACAGAGUUGCAGAGUAGAUGGAUCGGCGGAGGACGGGAAGUCCGGUGUACGCUCGGCAGUGGAGUGGAGGAUCAAGCAGCACGGGUUCAUCUUCGCCGGCGGGAUCUCCGGCUCAUCCCCGUGCUCGGUUGCCUCCUACGGUGACAGGCAUGUCUACUAUAAAGAGGACUCAGAAUGUCGCCGCCAAAGCUGCUGCUCAGCGUUUGGCACAAGUCAUGGCUUCUUCUCAGCCGCCUCCUGAUGACGACGAGGAUGAUGAUGAUCUAGGGUUUCGGCGUCCUACAGCUGCUUUAUCCACUAACGACCGUAGGAGUAAUAGCAACAACAGGAGCAGUGGUUUGGCAGCUAUUUCACUAGCCAAGCCUAAUAGAUCUCCUUCCCCCGCGUUAGGUCGGAACUUUAUGGAUCACACUCCUUCUGUUCGUUCAUCGUCAACUGGAAGAGCCUCGAUGUCUGUUCGUACGUCAGUAGCAACAACAACAACCGGAGCAAUAGUGCCGCCAAGUAGGUCAUCAUUGAGAACUCCAGUUUCCAUACCGCCAGUAGAACCUCCUAGUAGUCGCUUGAGAGAGAAAAGGUUCACACCAGAAUUAGGACGCAUUGAUUUGAAGGGUUCAGGAAAUGAGCACGAGGCUUCUGCGCUUCGUGAUGAGCUUGAUAUGCUUCAAGAAGAAAACGAUGUUAUUUUAGAUAAGCUACGUCAUACAGAAGAACAACGCGAAGAAGCUGAAGCUAGGGUUCGUUUGUUGGAGAAACAGGUUGCUUCUCUUGGAGAAGGACUAUCACUUGAAGCCAAAUUAUUAAGCAGGAAGCAAGAAGCACUUCGCCAGAGAGAGGCUGCUCUUAAAGCUGCACAGCAAACUAAGGAUGGAAGAGAUGAAGAAAUUACAAUACUUCGUACUGAAAUUGAAAACUUGAAGGACGACACUGCGAAUGCAAUGGAACAACUUCAGGAAGCUGAAUCUGAAGCAAAAGCUCUUCGAACAAUGACACAGAGAAUGAUUUUGACCCAUGAAGAGAUGGAGGAGGUGGUUCUAAAGAGAUGUUGGCUAUCUCGAUAUUGGGGCCUAGCUGUACACUAUGGUAUCUGUGCAGAUAUAGCAGGGGCAAAGCAUGAGCAUUGGUCAUCUUUUGCACCUCUUCCAUUUGAAGUUGUGAUUUCUGCUGGGCAGAAGGCCAGGGAGGAAUCCUGGAGUGGUGGCGAUGAUUCUGAUCGGAGCAAACGUGUUCGCGACAUUAGUGACUUAUCUGGAGAGGGAAAUAUUGAGAGUAUGCUGUCAGUUGAAAUGGCUCUAAGAGAAUUAGCUUCCCUGAAGGUUGAGGAUGCUGUUAUUCUUGCAUUGGCACAGCCUCGGCGCUCAAAUGUCGUCCGUCAAUCCUCUGAUCCUAAAUCAUCUGUUGACCCCAAGUUGAUGGAUGCAUAUGAGUUGAGCCAAGAGGAGUCAGAAGAUGUUCUUUUCAAGGAGGCUUGGCUUACAUACUUCUGGAGGAGAGCAAAAGUGCAUUGUGUAGAAGAAGAUAUUGCAGAAGAGAGGCUUCAGUUCUGGAUUAGCCGUAGUGGGCAAACACCAACCACUCAUGAUGCUGUUGAUGUGGAAAGAGGUUUAAUAGAAUUGAGGAAGCUGGGGAUUGAACAGCAGCUGUGGGAAGCUUCUCGUAAAGAAAUUGACCAACCUUCGGUUACUAAUGGCAAAAUGACUGCGGAGUCAGAGGCAUCUCCAUGAUGGACAAUGUAGUUGUUUGAUAUCUAUUCUUUUAGGGAUUGUACCCUUUUUUUUUCUUUUUCAGUUUACAGUUCUGAUAGAUAUUAUUUCUUCCUCAUCCUUUGAUUUAUUCUUUCGGUUUGUUUUCCUGGAAUUUUGAAAUGGUAGAGCUUGAGGAUCUGAGAACAGAUAAAUUGUAAUUAGUUGUUUGUAUAAGUGAUAUCGUCUGUAUAUUUGAGCUGUGA
Messenger RNA from Nicotiana tabacum (common tobacco), 2298 nucleotides. Its product is annotated as coiled-coil domain-containing protein SCD2. The record is from RefSeq and is a predicted model, not a curated record. NCBI's taxonomy places the organism in Eukaryota, Viridiplantae, Streptophyta, Magnoliopsida, Solanales, Solanaceae. Gene Ontology annotation, biological process: cytokinesis by cell plate formation.